AUGGCAUGGAUUUGUGAUUCUGCAGAUUUUGACCCUCACACAUAUAAAGACUUCAUGUCAAUUCUCAUUACGGCAUUCAGGGCCUAUGUCAAGAAUCACAAAGGAAGGCAUGAUCCAGGUCUGGGGAGCCACUUGCGUUUCAAAUCUCUAUGUUCGUUUCCCAAGCAAAGGCCAGGGAGUCUGCAUUGUGGAUACUAUGUAUGUGCUUUCAUCAGUAACACAAAAGGCUACAGGAGACACCCUGAAUUGUGGAAAGAAGAAAAAGGACUAAAAAGGGAUGUCUACAGGGAUGAUGACCUCUUAGAGAUUGUUGGUGACCUUUGCAACUUUAUAAUGGACCAUGUUGUUUAUUACAAAGGUGAUUACCAUAACCCACAGUCCGACUUAGGUAGCAAUCCUCUUUACCUGCACCUCCGUCAGUGGGAUAGGCUAUGUCUAGGUCGUUGA
Sorghum bicolor (sorghum) is the source of this 447-nucleotide messenger RNA. RefSeq lists its product as uncharacterized. NCBI's taxonomy places the organism in Eukaryota, Viridiplantae, Streptophyta, Magnoliopsida, Poales, Poaceae. Bases 1 to 447 code for a protein of 148 amino acids. The record is from RefSeq and is a predicted model, not a curated record. The transcript has 4 exons.